AUUUUUUGUGGACUCAUUAGUUUGUUUGGCGAUAGUGCCUGCAGAAGGACUCAGGUAACAGCUAAGAAAUCAACUACCCCAAGUCUUUUUACAUAUUUCUGGGAUCCAGAUUUGAACCAUCUUGGGUUGUUUAUGAGAAAGCGCUUCCGCGUUGCUCGGUGUGUGCUCCUCAGGGAGUCCUCGCAGGGUGCUGAAGGAAGGACCGGCUCUGGCCCUUCUUGAAGGGCAAUGGUCUCUCUGGUCCCAGGUGUCAUUCCCCUCCCCGUGCCCUUGCAGCCCUCAGCAGUCAUAGCAGGUCCGGCUACUUUGACAACAGGAGUUGAGCUUCCCCAAACUGCAUUUUGUUGCUGGGGUGCAGGUACAAAUGAUGAUCAGUGUUUUGCCUGGUGUAGCCCAGAUAAGGGACCAGAAAAUGCAGAACCGCUAUUGUGACCUUCAUUUCUGUGGUUUUGUUCAUCAGCUCAACAGUGGGAACACUGAGGAUAAGCAUCUUGAAACCUAGAGUAUGAUGAACUUAUGUUGUCUGUUUAUUUACAGUGAUGAGGAAAAGAUAGAUGUGUAUUGAUCAAGAGCCUAUGGAGAUUAAACCCAUCUUUUUUCAGUUUGCUUAAAUUACAUGUAUGCUUAGGAAUGGAGAAGUAAUCCAGAGUAACUUCUGGAAUGACUCUUCUGAUUCCCAUCCACCAGGUAUUGUUGCAUCCUGGCUUUCCCUUCAGGAGAGAAGUUGCACUUACCCUACCUGCAUCCUUUUUAUAUCUUGCACCACUUUGUUGUUUACAAAUGUUUAGUGCAUACUUUAUGCUUCACCUUAGUAUUUUGGCAUUUUCAUUUGCAGCAAGAGCUUUUCCUACUGAGCCUCUUUAUCCACAGUUGGGAGGAAGAAGAUAGUGCUGCUAAGAAGCAAAAUCAUCUGAGUUACCAGUAGAUUUGGAGCAGUCAUCAGCAAGGAGAUAGUAUUAGGUGCUGGGGAACCCUUGAAUAGAAAGGAAAUUAGAGUUACGGUGAGAGAGAACAGGAGAAGCAGCAGCGUGCCCCCUAAUCAUAGCUGUGAGAAGGUCCUGAAGGAAUGGAGAUGGGCCCAUGACACAUUUGAAGACCUGUGGAAGAAGAGACAUGUAAUAUGUAGGCCAUGAUCUGUUUCUUAGAGAGAGGGACCCAAGGGCAGCAGCGGGACUGACCGGCCUGUGCACCUGAGAAGGUGUUUCUCUGGGUUGGCAGGAGUACAAGAACAUCUAUAGGCAGAAGGAAAGAGAUAUCAAAUGAAGAUGUUUUGAGCAAUGAGAGUAAAGAGGGCAGAGAAAGACAUAUCCUCAAUGCUUUUUUCACUCAUUCAGAAUGAAGAGGAGGAGGAAGAGCAGCUUUCAGCAGGACAGAGCCUGUUUCUGAAGUAUGGUGGUGGGAUCCCGGGCCAAUGAAGAGACCGUAGCGGUGCAUUUUGGCACCAGCAACAUCCAGAGCUGAACGGGGCUGGCUUCUGCUGUAGUGGUAACAUAUGUUCCCGCUUUCACAGCGAGGGAGAUGGGAUUUUGUGAGAUUAGGAAGCUUGUUUAUUUGUAGCUGUAUUUGAUAGUUCUGGAUGGUGGCGCGUUGACUGUCCAAGCUUCCCUGAGAUAACCCAGUUACAGGCAGCAACAGCAUGAGCUUCUCCGUUGAGCCAGAAGUCCAACUGAUUCCGAGUGCAUUGCCAUGGCACAACUAAUGCCACUGACAGCAGCAGCACCCUUCUCUGGGUGAUUAAAAGAAAAAGGUUGUUGCAUCUCCAGGAAGCACCCAGCGCCAAUCAAAUGGCUUCUCUGUAAUAGUCCUAGAAAGGAGAUCAAAGGAGAUAAGAUCAGACUGGAAUGAGAUAGCAUCAGCUAAAGCAAUGGUGCCAGAAUUAACAAUAAGGAAAACAAGCCCAGAUGAAUUCAGUAGGUGUGAAAGUUUCUGGGCCUGUUGCGCUGGUUGCUGCUCAGUCAGCUGUGGAGAAACACACCCAGGAGAAAGCCGUCUGUCCUGCUGGACGGCAGCUUGCUCCAAGAGCUCAUCUCUACUGCUGCCAUGACCUUCAUCUGGAAGGCGACAGGUAACCAUGUGCCUGCUUAAUAGGUCUGGCUGAGCCCAGCACCUACAAAGCCUUUGCUGGAAAAGGAAGGGACUUCCCCGAGGCAGUCUGCAUGUGGAAACGAUCUCCUCCCGCACAGAAAAUGGGCCAGAAGGUCUCACACGAGGACAACCAAGAGAACAAGGCUGAAACUCUGGUCAUCUGUGAAGUCUUCAGCCAAGGUGUGGUCCAUGCAUCUCAAAGGCUGAAGGACUAUCUUGGUUUUGUGGAUCCUCAGAGCAAAUUCCAGCCAGCCACAAGCACGCUGAGCGAGAUCUUUUUGGUCAACUUCAUCAGCUUCUGCGUGGAAAAGGGAGUGGAGAAACAUAUCGUGACCAGCAAAAUGACCAAGCAGCAGUCCUCCCUGUUCGGGGACUGGGUUUGGACUCUGUCUGGAGCUGACAAGCAAACCAAACUUGAGAUGGCUGUUCAGGCUUUACAGCUGGCUGAGCUUUCCUGUAGCGACAGCGGCCCCGCUGAGGCGGUGCAGGGCUGCUGCCGGGACGCCGUGCUGGCAGAUGGGUGCUUCCAAAACAGGAGCAGGUUUGAGAAGCUGGCGGAGUUCUGCCACUUGGUGGGACGGGACUGCCUGGGCUUGUUCAUCAUGUUCGGUGUGCCAGGGAAGCCCGAGGCCAUCCGAGGAGUCAUGCUAGACAGCAGUGCCAAGGAGGAGCAAAAAUGCUGCCUGUUGGGCAGGGAUGCGCUACGGCAAUUUGUCACCAGUACUGACAGCUUCCUGCCCGCAAAAGACAUGCUGGAAAACUGCCUCGGAGCAAAAAAUGGGCCAAAAGAGGUGGGCAACGUGUACGUAAACUUUCUGUAAACCACUGGUUAACGGCAGUGGCUCUCUGCAUGCCAGCACCAGAGGCUCCGUGGGGCUCAGCUCUGCCUCCCUCACUUUUCUUGCAUGCUGUUCCCUCCACCCCCUUAUUUCCCAUCUUCCCCUCCACCCAUCACAUUCCCUUAGCUCCUGCAGAAGCCAGGCUGAGUCAGUCUCUCCAGGUUUUAAAACAACAGGAUGUACCUGCCAGAAAAAUGUGUUUAUAGAAGGCAUGUCAUUUUUCCAGAACAGUUUGUUCGCCAGACAUUAGGUCUUGGCCAGAGCUGAUGAAAGCUUUGUCACCCUGAGCCUUUGGGAGGCCAUGGUAGAUUUGACUCACAGCCUUUGUGUACUGUGUGGCAGAUUUUUUUUUUUCUGCAGUAGGAGGUUGAGUCUGUAAUAAAGAAAAUGUACUGGUGCUGGUCAGAUUUGCACUGAGCGUGAAGGACAGUAUUAGGGCUUAAAAACGCUGGUUUGGAGGAGUGAGCUGGUUCCCAACUGAGAGGAAAACCACUUCCCUGUGAUAGAAAUGGGCUAUAUGAGAAACCUAUUAAUUACCUGCCCCUUAAAAGUAGAUCAGUGCCAGGCUACGGAGGGCCUUGGAGCUGUGCCCAAAAUGCAGGGGUAGGGUUGGUCCCAGCUGCAAAACCUGUUCUUGCUGAGUGGCUGUCUCAGGUCAUUGUGUGGCAAAAGGCAGUGGCAGGUGUUAAAGAAAACUUGGGGGGAAAAUCAACCAGGGAGACAAAAACCUGGCCCUGGAGAUGCUGGUGGGUUUGUGCUUUUCAUGGCAGCAGGGGCAGCUCCUGACCACUGGUGGCAGAGAGCAAAAGUCUGGAGGAGGCAGAAUUAUUUCAUUUUGAAUUUGUUUUCAGUAGCUUAGCAGCUGAUUGUGUUUAGGGACUAAUUUAUUCCAUUUCCCCCAGCUUUUAGUGGACAAAGUGAGACUUUUGGGUUGCACAGUUGUGAUUACUUGCUUUCAGCCACUGUUAACCAGUGAAAGAAGACCUGAUCAGUUUUCAAACUGGUAAACUCACUUUUUGUUCAUAGCUAUCUGAAUAGUUUUGUCAGUGCAAACCUCCUCUACCUGUAGUUUUCUUGUAAUUUUAUUCAUUUUAUUUAACAGAAUAAAAAUAAUUUCAAAAGCUCAUGCAUAUUUUACUAUUUACUAUUUAUUUGAGUUAUAAGAUGGGGCAGCUGCAACAGCUGAGAAAUAAAGGCUGUUCUUUACAGAGCCAUUAAAAAAGGGCAUAAAGAAGCUGCAGCAUCAGUGCCAGAAUUGUUCGCAGCUUUUCCAUGCCGUAGGCACAGAGGCUGAAAGGUGAACUGAAAUAAAAACAUACGGAGAACUGUGACAUUUUUGCCGAAUCACAAAUGUAGAUGGGCAUGGAGAAGGGAGGCCUUUUAGUUUUGAAAUAGUUUAUUGAGAUACAGUUGGUUUUUUUAAAGAGCUAGAGUCAUUGUAUUUUUUGUGUGUAGCAGGGGUUUGAGGCAAUAGUUCUGGUGUUUUACAUAGAAAACAUGCAUAGCUAUGGCGAUAUGUGCAGAGCAGGAGGACUCUACACCUGUUCAGGAAGGUUGGGGGGUUUUUUUGCCUGUUUAAAGUUACAGCAUAACCAAUACUGCAGCAGGAUUGAUUGGUUUAUAAAAGAUCAGCAGAAAAGCUUUAAUUUUGCAUUAAAUUGGUAUCUUAUAACUAGUGUGUGUCUCAAGCUAUUCAGUUCUGUAGGAAUGCUGUCUCUCCUCUGAAAACUGGUUGGGCUUUCUCCUUUGGAUGUUAUGCAUGCUUUUUCAGUGUUGGAAAGGGGAAAAUCAAAAUGUCUUGACUAUAUGGAGUUGGAACUAUGGAAGUUUCACAUUGGGGCAGUUGCCAAUUUGAUUUGUGUUCUCCAAAGUGGCUCUGGUACCUGAGAGAUGUCACGCAGGCUUGGUGUUUAUUCU
Messenger RNA from Aquila chrysaetos chrysaetos, 4841 nucleotides. It is a transcript of the gene REP15, whose product is annotated as RAB15 effector protein. Gene Ontology annotation, biological process: receptor recycling. Lineage: Eukaryota; Metazoa; Chordata; Aves; Accipitriformes; Accipitridae. Bases 2157 to 2906 code for a protein of 249 amino acids. The record is from RefSeq and is a predicted model, not a curated record. The transcript has a single exon.